CCUGACCCACACAUCUUUGACCCGGCGUCCGGUUCCGGAUCGCCUCUGACAGCAUACCGGAAUCUCAUCCGUUACAGGAGCAGAGCUUUCUGAUAGUCAGUAUCAAAAUGGGCAAGGCAGUGUUGGGAACAUGGUUAAAAGGGGAGACAUCGCAUGACUGCGUCUAGACCAAAUCGUAUCACUAACAAUGGCGUCAACAAUCAACAUCUUAACUCCCAAUGCUAUGCUUGGCUACGGCUAUCGUCGUGAUCAUUUUUGGUAUGGCGUUGAUACAUACUCACCUCACGCUAUCAUCGUGGACUCAGGCUCGACGGAUGGUGGACCGUACAAGUUGGGGAUGAAUAGGAUGACAUGCGGAAGAGAUGCAUACGUACGGGACUUGACGCCAAUACUCGAAGCUUGCUAUUAUCGAAAGAUCCAGGUCUUGAUCAGUUCCGCUGGAGGAGAUGGCAGUAACAGUCAUGUUGACGAACUUCUUGGCAUUGUUAAGGAGAUUCUUGUUGCGAACAACUUUUCUCUUCGGAUUGCAACAAUCAAGCAAGAGAUAUCGCGAUCUUUUAUCAAACAGAGGAUCACGGAUGGAAAAUGCUCUCCAUGCGGCCCGGUAGAGGACUUGACAACGGAUGAAGUCGAUGCAGCCGUAGAGAUCGUUGCGCAGAUGGGAGCCGAGCCUUUUAUGGAAGCCCUAAAGCUUAGUCCCGACAUCAUUAUAUCUGGACGGGCAUAUGAUCCUGCCCCUUUCGCUGCCUUCUGCAUGAACAAUGGUAUUGAGGCUCCUGUUGCAUGGCACAUGGGCAAGAUUCUAGAAUGCGGUGGAAUCUGUGCAGUACCAAAAGGUCGGUCCAUGAUAGCAAAGAUGAGUAAAUCCUCCUUCGAGCUGAUACCCUUGUCUCCAUUGGAGCGGUGCACUCCUCUAUCCGUAGCGGCGCAUUCUCUAUAUGAAAAGACAAGACCAGAUAGACUACCUGGUCCAGGUGGCGCUCUCAUAUUGGACAACGCUAGCUACAUGCAACUUGAAGACGAUAGAACCAUCCGGGUCUCGGGAUCUCGCUUCGUACCCACUCCUGUCUAUCAAAUAAAGCUCGAAGGAGUUCGCCAACUGGGUUAUCGUACGAUUUUCAUCGGCGGAGUUCGGGAUCCCAUCUUGAUCAGUCAGAUCGAUGACUACCUAGAAAAAGUCAGAGACUACUCGAAAGGCUUAUUUCCUGAGCUUGAUACAUCCGAAAAAUGCCGCCUCAUCUAUCACGUGUACGGAAAGAACGCAGUUAUGGGUCCGCUCGAGAAGCAAUGCACUCCAGAUGUUCACGAGCUUGGUAUCAUGGGCGAAGUUGUUGCUGAAACACAAGAGCGAUCGCACGCAAUCGCCAACAACGUACGAACAUCACUGUUGCAUAUGCCCUACGAGGGACAACUUGCGACAACCGGUAACUUUGCCUCUCCGCUAUCACCCCACGAACAGGCCGCUGGUGGAGUGUUCAAAUUCAACAUAUAUCAUCUUAUUGAUUUAUCAGAGAAUGAGCAGAUUAGCUUGUUUCCUAUAUCGUUGCAUGAGGUCAAGUCUGAAGGGAAAGCGAAGCCUGAACCAACGUGGUUGACGAAUGAUGAACUACUCGUUUUCAAAACCACAAAACCUGUAGCAAUGUCAAAGAUUUCUGUACCCAAGAUCGCAGCUCCGAUGAAGCAGAUCGCCAAAAUCAUUCGAUCUAAAAACAGUGGACCGUUCGAGCUUACUCUGGACAUCAUGUUCGACCAACGUGAAGCCUUCGAGCGAGUGCGUAGAGCAGACGUAUUGACGAACAGUGUCAUCAGAGAUCUAUAUCAAGUCAAAGACGAGCACAUUAUUACGAAUAUGUACUUCGAACCGGCACUGGCGUGGAAGUGUACCCUAAAGCGGCCAUGGGCACAGGGAAGUGUGGGGGAGAGGGAUACGUUAGGCACUCAGCAGCAUGCGCCACUGUUGGAUAUUGUAGUGCCUGCAUUGUAGCGGCCAUACUGUUCAAUGGAAUUGUGGUGCAGAAUCGACUUGGACAUCAAGGGUUAUUUGCUUAAGAUUCCUUUGCCACCUCGUACCACCCUA
Pseudovirgaria hyperparasitica is the source of this 2077-nucleotide messenger RNA. RefSeq lists its product as uncharacterized. NCBI's taxonomy places the organism in Eukaryota, Fungi, Ascomycota, Dothideomycetes, Acrospermales, Acrospermaceae. The record is from RefSeq and is a predicted model, not a curated record. The transcript is spliced from 3 exons. Bases 188 to 1984 code for a protein of 598 amino acids.